Triticum dicoccoides is the source of this 5582-nucleotide messenger RNA. RefSeq lists its product as uncharacterized. The record is from RefSeq and is a predicted model, not a curated record. The transcript has 2 exons. Lineage: Eukaryota; Viridiplantae; Streptophyta; Magnoliopsida; Poales; Poaceae. Bases 2910 to 3917 code for a protein of 335 amino acids.
CAUGCAUAAACACUGGUACUGCAAGCUUGCAUUUUUACUGUAUAAUAUAAUACCAUGAAAAGUGUUCACUUCGUGAAAAUGCAAGUGUAUGACCAAAUGAUGAAUGAAUAUGGACCACAGAAAAAUGAUUGAAAAAAAACAUCUACCGAAGCUUGUGCCAUUUCCUUACUUCACUUCAAGCAAAGGUCAUUUAAUGUCAGUUAUGUGUACUUACAUAGGUGUGUAUGGGUAAUUCAAGAAGCAAGGCAGUUGAUCAGCAACCUGAAGAGGACGUUACUCAGGGCCUUACGAGCUCUAUAAUAGUUGAAGAUAAACCCUUUUCAAGCAUCAUACCCGUAGCUCAAAAUGCUGGGGAAAACUCAGCUACAGUUCCAGGUAUAAUGCUUUUCUGAAUAAUUUUGAUAAUGUUGAUAAUGUUGCCAGGUAGAUACGACGUUUGAAUCAUUUCCUUGUAUUCAUCCUCUUUACAACCCUACAGUUGGAACAAUGUCGUUUCCGGAUGGAGAGCAUAAUGAGGCUUUGUUUACGGCUCCGAGUAUACUGACUUUGGAUUAUUGCACAAAUGAAAAUGGUACUGACUACCUUUGCCCACCGAUAUGCCUAAAUUAUUAGCUGCAUAUAUUGUCGCCUAUAUAUCAUUGAUUUCCUUUCCUACUGAUUACAACUCUACAGAUGGAACAAGUUCGCAACGGAUAGGCGGUGAACCUAUAGGCGAUGAACCUUCAAACGAUGAUAUCGAUGGUGCGACAAAUCUGACAGGUAUGAUCAAGCAUGCUUAUCUAACAUCCAUAUUGACAUGAUCUACUGAUGAUGUGGCAGAGCAUUAUGGGCAUUGUGUUUUAUACUUUUGACAUGAUGCAGGCGACAUCAGAUCCAUAGGUGUAAGUCAUAUAACAAGGGAACAAUUCAACACACAAAGGCGUGCAACUUAUCAGAAGAAAAAAGUCCUAGACAAUGUGUUGUUGCAAGAGAUUCAACAGCCCUGCUUGUCGAAAUCUGGUAACUUGGUAAACUGCAGUAUGCUGACUAAUAUUUGCGGCAUCCAAGUUUUUUAACUAUUUUCUUAUAUUUUGUGACAUUGAUAUCUACAUGAGUUUUUAGGAUAAACUGGCUACAAGUAGUGGCUGUUUUUAUUCACUAACUACCAUAUUUUUAUUUCAUCUUGUAGACCAGAGGGAACUUAACAACGCGUGGAGGCGGGCAUCUUAUCGCAUUAGCAAGUUAGAGGGUUUGAAUGAACAACCAGUCGAUGGCCACAUUGUUCAACGUCGUACCCUAGGUGAUAUCACCAAUGUUCGUCAACCUAGACAUGUGAUCUCGGGUACAUCAAUUACUCUUUAUUUAUCAACUUGUAGGGUCAGCGUCCCUUAGGUAUAUCACAAAAGAUUACUUAUCUAUCAUGUUGGAUCAGAUGACUUGAAUGUCACCAAAGAGAAUCCAGAAAAAACAGAUGAAGAUCGCAAAAGAGAUCAUAGAAACGCCCUCAGGAGAGCGUCUUAUCGGAGGAAAAAAGAGCGGAUUCUCCAAGAAGAUAAACUCCACGCCCUUAAUUUAUCAGGUAAUAACUAAAUGUUCUAACCAUUAUAUUUAGUACCUUCAAGUCAUGUCUUAACCAUUACAUUUUCCUUAUGUUUUAUUAACCAUAUUUAACCAGACAACCCAACUAGCUCCUCCUAUGCAACAUUAUCGCAUAUUGAUUCAGCAUUUACUGCUAAAACUACGGAGACAUUUGGUCUGGUUAAUGACAAUGAUCUACAUGGUAAUCGACUUGUGAAUAAGAUGUCAUCAAUGUGGUUAUAUUAUGUUUUACUCACUAAAUUAAAAUUAUGUCAUGAAUGACACCAGAUGUCGACGAGAAUAUACUUGAAGAAACAAAUCAUAUAACCGAGGAAGAGCGCAAGAGAGAUCAUAGAAAUGCUCUUAGGAGAGCUUCUUAUCGGAGGAAAAAGGAUAAGAUACAAGCAGAUGAAAAUUUACGGCCACGACCUAAAAUAGGUAAGUAGGAUUUUUAUUAAUGCACGGUGCAUACCUUAUCAUACCAACUGUUUCUUUAUGUUCACGUUGACUGACAAAUAAUUUGCUCACAAAGCGUACCGUCAUAUGCUUGAUCUUACAAAAGGAAUGUUCUAAUUUUCAUUAGUCACUAAAACAGACUUGUUCUAAUGAUCAUUUCACAUCUACUUUCAUAAAGGCACCGUUGAUAAUGCUAACUAUCCAGACUUAUUGCAUGAUGAUGCAACAUUACCAAACUCAUCAUUAGACGCCUCUGGUGUUACCCAUGAAAACGACCGAGAUAGGAGGAUACAGAGAAACUCUCGUAGCCGAGCAUGUUAUCAGAAGAAAAACGAGGAAUUGACGGUUGAUGAUAGAGAAGAUCUGAAUGAAAAGAUCCGAGGGAAGCGCGUAGAACGCCGCAAAAGCAUGUCCAUGAUUGAGAAAGGGCAGUCAAGUGCUCAAAGGAAGGCCAGUUAUGCUAAACGAAAAAACACCCCGUGCAAAGAAUCCAUCACACUCCCACGUCCAGACAUAACAAACUCAACAUCCGAUAGUCUAGCAAUACCCCUCUCUCUGCCUGCCGAAGAUGAUUCAUCAGAUGGCGACCCUCCCCCGGUCAUGCCGAAUUACGGUGUUUGCACCAAUGGUAUGUACAUGCUUGUGUUUGGUUCUGUUGCUCAUUCUCAUCCACCUUGUUCUCACAUGAUGCGGUCUAUUGCCACAUUCUCCGCAACUUUUUUGCAGACGACAUCGAUGUGUUCCCAGAACCCAUCAUGGGCGAUGAGCCAACACCAGCCGAAUUGAUGGAUGAGGAGUACUACAUGUAUCGCAACCAAGGUAUGGUCAACUCGGAACUUGGAAGGCGUGGAGCUUUAUUCUAAUUGUAGUACUAUGUGAAUAUUAGUUUGAAAAUCAUGUUUCAACAAAUACCUGUAGGAUCCGAUAAUGACACAUUCGAGGAUGACGAGGAAGCGAGCAUGUCGUCUACUAGGCCUAGCGAGGUUGAUCCAUUAGACUAUGUGUACACAAACAUACCAGACAGCACUCACAUCCUCAAGCUCGACGCAAACUGCAAACACUGCAAUGCCAGAAAGUUUGUGUCUGAGACAGAUAGAUUCUGCUGUCGCAAUGGACAGAUCGAGCUUAAACAACCGGAACCAAUCCCAGAGCUUAUGAGGCUAUGGCCUAGCAUGGAUGCAGAUUCUAGACAUUUUCGUGAGAACAUACGGUUCUUCAACGGGCAUUUCGCCUUCACAACCCUUGGCGUCAGCCUUGAUGAGAACUACAUCAACAUGAAGUCUGGGGUGUACACAUUCCGGGCACACGGAACCAUCUACCAUAAUGUGCACUCGUUCAGGCCUAGCUCAUGUCCAGAACAUCUGCAGUUGUACUUCUAUGAUGACGACCCGAGCAUAACUCAUCGUAAGGCGGCCACCAAGCAAUUAGACCAGGAUGUCGUGAAGAUGUUAGUAUACAUACUAAAAGAAAACCCGUACUCCCAGCAAUUUAGGAGUUUGGGUGCACACAAGGACAACCUUGAUGAUUAUGGGAUAGACCUAAACAUCGAUAAGAGGCUUGACCAAAGAACAUAUAAUAGACCAUUGUCAUCUGAGGUUGCUGCAAUUUGGGUUGAGGGCAGCGACCUGACAAAAAGGUUUGACCGGAGGAUAACACUUUGUGGUAACAACAAUGAAAGGCAUAGUAUACGUGUGUCAUCCGGAGCAUAUGACCCGUUGUCUUAUCCCCUAUUCUAUCCAAGGGGGGAACUAGGUUGGCAUCCAAAACUACCUAAACGGGGUGUUCCUUGGGAGGCUGUACAACAUCCUCAACUGGUCCAUGAUGAUGAUGAGGAUGCAGGUAUGACGUCUAUUUCCCUUUUUGUCCAAAUAAUAAAUUAUUUCUCAAAUAUAUCAUCAUUUUGAGACUAUUCCAUCAUGUGUAGAGGGAAAUAGCAGGUUGUGCGUCUCUGUCAGAGACUACUACUGUUAUAUGCUGCAGACACGGCCUGCAAUCUUUAAUCCCAUGCUCUGUGGUGCACUCCUGCUGCAGCAAUGGACGGUCGACAUGUACGUCAAGAUUGAGAGUUGUCGGUUGAGGUGGUACAGGAAGAACCAGACGCAGAUUCGUGCCGACUUGUAUAAAGGAGUUGUUGAUGCGAUCACAUCUGGGGAUACGCGAGCAAGCAUUGUUGGGGUUAGAAUAGUUCUCCCUGGGACAUACCCUGGUGGCAACCGCGACAUGAAGAAGAGGCAUAUGGAUGCCAUGGCAAUUUUCCAUACAUACGGGAAGCCUGACCUUCCUCACCAUGACUUGCAAUCCUAAAUGGGAAGAGAUAAAGAAUGAGUUGCUGCCUGGUCAAACGGCGCAAGACCGACCUGAUAUUGUGGCUCGAGUGUUCUAUGGCAAACUAGAACACAUGAAAUACGUGUUGUUCAAGAAGCAUAUCCUGGGUGUUGUUGUUGCUUACGUAUACGUAGUCGAGUUCCAAAAAAGGGGCCUCCCCCACGCACAUUUUUUGUUGAUCAUGGACUCAACAUAUAAGGUUAUCAUCCCGGAGCAGUAUGACCGACUCAUUUCCGCGGAGCUCCCAAACAAGCGCAAGUAUCCGGAAUUGUAUGCAAUGGUGGUAAAACAUAUGAUGCACAGACCAUGCGGUGCUCUUAAUCCCAAGAAUGUUUGCAUGCAAGAAAAUGGUUGCAAGUGUAGAUAUCCACGGCUGUUCAAUGAGAACACAUCACAGGGGAAGGACUCAUACCCAGUUUAUCGACGGAGAGACGAUGGAAGACGUGCUAAGGUCCGAGGGAAGAUGUUGGACAACCGUUGGGUUGUGCCUUAUAACCCAUACCUUCUGCGGAUGUUCAAUUGCCACAUAAACAUUGAGGUCUGCUCUAGCAUAAAGGCCGUCAAAUAUCUUUACAAGUACAUUUACAAGGGCCAUGAUAAGGCUUCUUUCAGCAUCGACCAGCCCGACGCCAAUGGUAACAUUGAUGAGAUCAAGAGAUACGUUGAUGCAAGGUGGGUCACCCCUCCGGAGGCUAUGUGGAGGAUAUUUGGAUUCCCACUUUGCGCCAAUUACCCGCCUGUCUUGUAGUUGCCUCUUCAUCUCCCAAAUAUGCACAGGGUUGCAUUCAAUGCGCAUGCUGAUUUAAAGAAUGUUGUCGCCUCCGAAAAUGCUUCAAAAUCCAUGUUAACUGAGUAUUUCAAAGCUAACUAGGAACACCCUCGUGCUAGGCAUAUAUUGUACAAGGAUUUUCCCAGAAGCUUUACGUGGCAGAAGAAAAAGAAGUAUUGGAAGCCGCGUGUCGAGCGUUUUCAAAUUGGCCGCAUUGUGUUUGCCAAUCCUGCCGAAGGGGAGCGAUACUACCUGCAUGUGUUGCUUAACCAUGUUAUGGGCAAAACAUCCUUCAACGACUUGCUCACCGUGGACGGCGUGCUAUGUGGGAGCUUUAGAGAGGCUGCUGAAAGGUUGGGACUCAUCGAGGCAGACAACACGCUCGACGACUGUCUUAAUGAGGCUGAGCAGUGGGCGAUGCCAUGUUCACUUAGGAGGCUUUUCGCAACCAUCUUGGUGCACUGCGAGCCAGGCG